UGCCCCAUCAUUGGUGUCAGUGGGAGGAAAAAAGAAAAUAGCGCCCCCAUUACUGGUGUCAGUGGGAGGAAUAGUGCCCCAUCGUUGGUAUCAGGGGGAGGAAUAGUUCCCCAACGUUGGUGUCAGUGGGUGGGGAGGAAUAGUGCAGUGGGGGGGGGAAUAACAUUGGUGUCCAGUGGGGGGGAGGAAUAGUUGCCCCAUCGUUGGUGUUGGGGGGGGG
Staurois parvus is the source of this 220-nucleotide messenger RNA. Lineage: Eukaryota; Metazoa; Chordata; Amphibia; Anura; Ranidae. The record is from the annotation of a GenBank genome assembly.